GAGGCCAGAGGGAAGAAAGAGAGAGGGAGAGAGAGAGAGAGAGAGAGAGAGAGAGUGUAUAAGGGAGCAGAAAAUAGUUAUUAACGGCCAAACAAAGCGGUUCUGUGUCUCCACUUUGUUCUUCGUCACGCCCACGUUUAUUCAGACACACACACACACACACACACACACACAUAUAUAUAUGCAUAUGCAUGUUUAGCUUAUCAAUUCAGCGAAUCAAAUAUACUACGCGACCAAUUCAUUUGGCAACUACAAUUGCCCCAACUGUUAUUUAAUAAAAGAAACAACCAAAAAAGAAAGAAGAAAAUGGAGGCGAAAGCUAAUGGUCCGGUUAGAUACCGGUCGGAGUCUUCGGGUCGGGUUGAUCCUACGACUAACCCGAUGAUAACGCCUCUAUUAACGGAUCUCUAUCAGUUUACCAUGGCUUAUGCUUACUGGAAAGCCGGAAAACAUCAAGAGCGAGCUGUGUUUGAUUUAUAUUUUAGGAAGAAUCCAUUCGGUGGUGAGUAUACAGUAUUUGCUGGAUUAGACGAAUGCAUUAGGUUUGUUGCUAAUUUCAAGUUCACCGAAGAUGAGAUUUCAUUUCUACGCCAAACUUUGCCUUCUUGCGAGGAUGGCUUCUGCGAUUAUCUUAGAGGACUUGACUGCUCUGAAGUUGAACUGUAUGCUGUUUCAGAGGGCUCAGUUGUCUUUCCAAAGGUUCCUCUACUAAGAAUUGAAGGCCCAAUUGCUGUGGUUCAAUUGCUGGAAACUCCAUUACUCAAUCUUGUUAAUUUUGCAUCACUAGUGGCAACAAAUGCAGCGAGGCAUCGAUCUGUUGCUGGAAAAUCAAAAUUACUACUAGAGUUUGGGCUUCGGCGGGCUCAGGGACCUGAUGGUGGAAUAAGUGCAUCAAAGUACAGCUAUCUUGGAGGAUUUGAUGCAACAAGCAAUGUUGCAGCUGGGAGGUUAUUUGGGAUACCUCUACGUGGAACACAUUCCCAUGCUUUUGUUAGUUCAUACAUGGGCCUUGAUGAGAUUGUAGACAAAACACUCCAGAGCUCUGAUGGCUCCAGUAGCUGUGAGGAUUUUGUCAGUCUGGUCCAGACAUGGUUGAGCAAAAUUCAGUGGUCAAAAUCAUUGCGUGGUGUUUUUGGUGAGACCAAUCAAAGUGAGCUCUCAGCUUUCACCUCAUACGCCCUGGCCUUCCCCAACAAUUUUCUGGCCCUUGUAGACACAUACGAUGUCAUGCGGAGCGGAAUCCCCAACUUUUGUGCUGUUGCCCUAGCACUCAAUGAUCUGGGCUACAAAGCAGUAGGCAUUAGACUGGACUCUGGUGACCUAGCAUAUUUAUCAUCUGAGGUCCGGAAGUUCUUUUGUGCCAUUGAGAAGGAAUUUGGAGUGCCUGGUUUUGGAAAGACAAGUAUUACUGCUAGCAAUGAUCUCAAUGAGGAAACUUUAGAUGCUUUAAACAAGCAGGGUCAUGAAGUGGAUGCAUUUGGAAUAGGCACCUAUCUUGUCACUUGCUAUGCUCAAGCUGCUUUGGGCUGCGUCUUCAAGCUUGUUGAGAUCAACAAUCAGCCUCGUAUCAAACUUUCAGAAGAUGUUUCGAAGGUCUCUAUACCAUGUAAAAAGCGCUGUUACAGAUUAUAUGGCAGAGAGGGAUACCCUCUGGUGGACAUCAUGACGGGGGAAAAUGAACCAUCCCCGAAGGUGGGAGAACGGAUACUCUGUCGUCAUCCUUUUAAUGAAUCUAAGAGAGCAUAUGUGGUUCCACAGAAGGUUGAGGAGCUUUUGAAGUGUUAUUGGCCUAGGAACACAGGUAAAGCAAGAGAAGAUUUGCCUCCUCUUAAGGACAUCAGAGAGCGUUGUAUCAAGCAGCUCGAGCAAAUGCGGCCUGAUCAUAUGAGGAGGCUGAACCCAACACCUUAUAAAGUGAGUGUUAGUGCAAAACUGUACGACUUCAUCCAUUUUCUAUGGCUCAAUGAGGCGCCUGUUGGGGAGUUGCAAUAAGGAUCAGAAGAAGUAUUGCUUGAAGCAGUGUACAAAAUGCAGGUCAGGUAAUGAUUCCAAAAAAAUUGGAGGAGCUUCUUCAAAUAGUCAGCACUCACUCAGCGCAUAUAUAAGUUUCUAUACAUAAAGUUUACCACAUUUUGGGUUUUGAGGAACUAUUUAUUACCUUAAUAAUUAAUAAAAAUAAGUGGCUGUUCUUCCUUUUGUUCCAAA
This is a messenger RNA of Ricinus communis (castor bean), 2205 nucleotides long. Its product is annotated as nicotinate phosphoribosyltransferase 1. The transcript has 15 exons. Gene Ontology annotation, biological process: NAD+ biosynthetic process. The record is from RefSeq and is a predicted model, not a curated record. NCBI's taxonomy places the organism in Eukaryota, Viridiplantae, Streptophyta, Magnoliopsida, Malpighiales, Euphorbiaceae. Gene Ontology annotation, molecular function: nicotinate phosphoribosyltransferase activity. The coding region runs from base 307 to 1992 and encodes 561 amino acids.